AUUGCUUUCCCAAGCCAAGAAUCUCUCAUCACUUCCUUUCUCUCUUGGAGAUUCUCCUCUUUCCCCAUCUCUCUUCGCGCGGCUUUAAACCAUGCCUAAUUCCUCGUUCUUCAAUCCCUUUUCUUCCAACCCCUUAUUUCCCUUUCUCUCUCUCCGGGUCCUUUUCGAUUUCUCAACCCCUUUUCGGCCGGAUCCUAUUCCGCCGAUUGAUACACAAUCAAAAACCCUUUAUCGGGUUCCAUGGCUCCUUCUGCUGUCAACAAUCUAUCUCACCCUUGCAUUUCCGAGAAAAAAUCUGGGUGGAUGAAAUGGUUGAGCAGAAUUUUCCGGUCAGGACCCAACAGGGGAGGCGGCGGCAGUGGCAGUGGCAGUGGCAGUAGCAGUGGCGGCCGCCUUCCACAGCAGCUCAUUGGUGAUCAGGAAAACAUAUUCCGGCGAGCUCCGGCGAGAUCAACGGACGAUCCUUCUAGAGCUCAUAAGGAGAAAGAAGAACUAGACCACACAAUUGCACUCUCCUUAGCUGAAGAUUUGAAAAAGCGAAACCGGUAUCGUCGGGGUACAGAAAAUGAUGAAGCUAUUUCUAGAGAACUGCAGGACAAGAUGAAUUUAUCUCCUUAUCCUUCUGUUGCCCCUCCUCAAUUCCAUCCUGGCGACUAUAGAUAUUGCAGUGGCUGCAAUCGUGCCAUCGGCUAUGGAAAUUAUUUGGGAUGUAUGGGCACCUACUUCCAUCCCGGGUGUUUUUGUUGUCGUUCUUGCGGUUGUCCUAUUACCGAGCACGAGUUUUCAUUGUCUGGGAAACAUCCAUAUCACAAGUCUUGUUUCAAAGAGCUGACCCAUCCUAGGUGUGAAGUCUGCCACCAAUUUAUUCCUACAAAUCGAGCUGGUUUGAUUGAGUACAGAUGUCAUCCCUUUUGGUCUCAAAAGUAUUGUCCAUCACAUGAACAUGACAACACAGCUCGUUGUUGUAGUUGCGAACGUUUGGAGUCGUGGAAUGCAAGAUACAUCUCUUUGGGAGACGGACGGAGCCUAUGCCUAGAAUGCAUGGAGUCUGCUAUCAUGGACACCGGAGACUGCCAACCGCUCUACCACUCCAUCCGAGACUAUUAUGAGGGAAUGAACAUGAGAAUAGAUCAGCAAAUUCCCAUGCUUCUAGUUGAAAGACAAGCUCUAAAUGAAGCUAUUGUUGGGGAGAAACAUGGCUUUCAUCACAUGCCCGAGACCAGAGGUUUAUGCCUUUCUGAAGAGCAGACUGUCACCAGUAUCCUCAAGAGGCCAAAAAUUGGAGGGCAUCGGCUCGUAGGAAUGAGAACUCAACCACAGAAGUUGAUCCGUAGAUGUGAUGUUACUGCCAUUCUUGUUCUUUAUGGUCUCCCAAGAUUACUAACAGGAUCUAUUCUAGCACACGAGCUAAUGCAUGGCUGGUUACGGCUAAAGGGAUAUUGCAACCUUAACCCGGAGGUAGAAGAAGGUAUCUGUCAAGUGCUUUCAUACAUGUGGCUCGAAUCUGAAGUAAUGCCAGGGUUUAGAUCAGGACCUUCAACAUCAGCUGCGUCCUCAUCUUCUUCCUCUUCAUCAUCAAAGAAAGGUGGUAGAUCUUUUACUGAAAAGAAACUGGGUGAGUUUUUCAUGCACCAAAUAGCUAAUGAUGCCUCAACAUCUUAUGGGGAUGGUUUUAGAACUGCUAAUGCUGCAGUGAAUAAAUAUGGGUUACGUCGAACGCUCGACCAUAUUCACCUGACUGGAAGUUUUCCUGUGUAAUAAAAACAUGUCUUUUGGAUAGUUUGAUGUUGGGAGACAUUGUUUAUGUUACCAGAUUGAGCUCAAUAUAGAGAGUUUUAGACA
This is a messenger RNA of Cucurbita moschata (crookneck pumpkin), 1842 nucleotides long. RefSeq names its product protein DA1-related 2-like. Gene Ontology annotation, molecular function: ubiquitin binding. Bases 241 to 1758 code for a protein of 505 amino acids. The record is from RefSeq and is a predicted model, not a curated record. The transcript is spliced from 12 exons. Lineage: Eukaryota; Viridiplantae; Streptophyta; Magnoliopsida; Cucurbitales; Cucurbitaceae.